ACCGAGACGGAAGCGCGGCAGGACGGGAGCGGUGCUGAGGACAGCGGCGCCGGAGGCCCCGAUGAUGGCCCAGGCAUGAAAGAGCCCAGAGCUCGUCGCUGGGGAGAGGCUGCGUAUGGCGUUGUGAAGGGAGAGGUGGAGGAGGGCUUUGAGCAGCGCUGUGCAGGAAUGAAUGGCUGGUAAGAGAAGAGGCUGCGGCGCUUCAAAGUGCGCUGUGGGUGGGGAGUGCGAUGACAGCCCAAGGGUGGCACCAGGAGAUGCAGCACAGCCCUCUCCAGCAGCAGGGUGCAUUAAUUGGUCUUGCUAAUUCUUGAAGGAGAAGGAACGGUUCCUGUGCAAGGGCAUGGCCGUCUGCCUGUAACAGAUACUGAAGGGGAUGGUUGUGUGACUGCCGUGAUGGAGUUGGCUUUUGAAUGUCAAUUGCACCCCGUUAACGUGCAGCUCUUUCUGACCCAGGCAGGAGCCGGGCAGCGGUACUGCAGCUCGUCUGGCAGCUUUGCAGCUGAGUUGGGAAGUAGAAGAUGUGGCUGUGAAAGAAGAAGCACAGCUCUUCGUGCAGCAGCAAAGCUCCUUCCUGAUUGCUGUGGCGUUACUUCACUCUCCUCAGUGAGUUCCUUCUGCUCCCGUUGGGUUGGUUGAGUUGGGUUUGUUGGGAUGAGGUGGGGGCAGGGAUCCCAGAGUUCUGGGGCCACAUGGCAUCGGGUCGCAGCGUGUUGGGGGAAGGAAGGGUCAGGGAGUCACAGGGUCUUGUGGGGGUGUGGUUCACCCAGGGCAGUGGGUCACGUAUAGCCAUGGGGUCACGCACAUACAGGGUGAUGAGAUCAUCUUGGCUUAAGGCUCAUGUGGGGUUACGGCUCAGGGCCCCACCUUUGGGCUGCAUGGACCCCCAGUCCCCUCUCAGGAAGAAAUGAAACCCCUCCUACACCGCUGCCCCCUUCCCCCCCUUUAUUUUUUUACCUCAAACUGCUCCCCACAUCCUCCCAUAGCACCCCAUACUCCUGCGUCCCUCUUGCAGCCCACAUCUUGUCUUCUCCUGAACAGCAUUCUGCUCCUGCAGGCUGUGUUGUCAUAUCCAUUCUAUAUCCCCCACAACCUCCCCCACAUAGCUCCUCAAGUACUUUCUCUGACCCGGUACACCUCCUCCUCCUCCAACCUGGGACCUCGCAGAGCCCCACAGUCCCCAGCAUCACCCCACGUCCCCCACGGUUCUUCAAGGAUCCCUCCGAUUUGAGGGAGGCUCAGACCUCCCUUUAUGCCUCAGACCCCUCCUGUGUUCUCCGACUCCCACAGUCCCUGACAGGACCCCCAUCACCAUCCCAGGACCCCCAUAGCCCACUGAUGAGGAACCUUGCAGCAAUCCACAUCUCAGGAUGGGCCUCCAGCUGUGCCCCAAUGCCUUCAUUAAAGACAGGAGAAUGAAUGAGCGUAACGGGGCACCUUUCCUCCUGACAUUGCCCACUGCCUGCGUGUUGGCUGUGCCACGAGUGCGGCAUUUUGUCCUCGAGCUGUGAGUGCAGAUGGAGGCCCUGAGAACAACCAGAGCCGUGUCUGCCUUCACCAAGGACUCACCUCUGCACGUGCAGCGGCAGCUCUGAGGGCAGCCUUCAUCGAUUCCCCUCUCCUCUCUUUCUCUUGGCGUCUUCUCGCUAGAAAGCAAGAAUAAACGUGAAUACGUUUUGUCAGCAGCGCAACUGCAGAAACAGGGGUGCCGUACAGGCAGAAGGCAGCAAAAAGACAGAGGAAACGGGACUAGGAAGCCUCCCAGUGAAUGACAUUUCCAGGGGGAUGUGCAGAAGACCACCAUGGAGUUAAUGGAAGGAGACGGGGUUACGUGUUCUGGCACCUCACUGCCUUUGGACUUUGUAGCCUUCCACUCUUGUCCCCUCCACAGAGAAGGAAAAAGCAAAGCAAACCCUGAGCAAACUCAGUGUGCUUGAAAAGGGCAGCAGCUCACCAGGGUGGGUCCCACAGCACCUUCUCACCUCUUAGCUUGGAGCUCCGCGCUGCAGCAGGCCCAGGGUGUGCUGCUGGAGCUGGCACGCUGUCUCCGCUCGGCCCCCUCACUCUUUUGUUAGCAGGCAGCUGCGCUGCUGUUGGCUUCGCUUCUUCCAAGCCUUUGCGUUUACAUCCAGCCAAGGACUUGGAGACAGAGCGGGGGCACACGGCAGGGGAAGGUCUUCCCCCUGUGCUGGGACCUGCUGUUGUAGGAAGCCCUCCAGCCUGGAGAUGAGCUCUCUCCAGAAGGACUUCCUGCACUGCUUUUGCGUAGAUCUUUCCGUUGGGCUCGGCACCUCUCUCUGUGAUAAUCGGGAAAGGAGAAGCAACAAGAUUGAAAGAGAGUCCUUGCAGUCCUUGCACUCUGCAGAAUGGGCCAUCGUGCUAGGAUGUCUCGAGUGCUCACGGUAAGGGAUCUUAGGAUCUUGGCUGAACGUUGGGUUCCCAGCACGGAUGUGCAGUGCCCUUUCCUCUCCCCUCCAUCGCACACACUGCCCUUCAUGCAGCCCUAUUUAGAGGCGCAUACCCAUAGCACAGCUCACAUGAGCUUCUUACCUGCGGAGGCUUUCCGUUUCCCCCCUUGCCCAGCACCACUUUAUUUACGCGCAGGAUCCAUCCCUACAGAAACAUUGUAAAAAAUCCACAACGUUGAUUUCACAGGCACCAGCAGGCAGCAGCAGAAAUAUCAUGCAGUAAGCCCACGUCCCCCCAGGAAACAGAAAGAUGCUUCUUUGACAGCCCAAACACAAACGGAUUGAUAGUUCACUUUGCACUGCUCCUUCCUGCACUCCAAAUGGAUGCUUACUUGACAUCCCCUACAGCACUGCACCCGCUCAGAAGGAAUACUCAAAAUUCAUUCCUCCACACUUUGCGACAGAGGGCUGAAGAAACUCACUUCUGUAUGGCAGGAAGGACCGUCCGUCCCUGUUGCGUCCCCCUGUGCGCUGCAAGGCGCGGUUGGAUCUCUGGCAGCCUGCUGGCUGCUGCUCCCAACCACGGGGAACCGCACCGCGCCACUUCUGAAGAGAGAAAGGGAGAAACGGUGGUGGGAACGGGCAGCCAAGGUUUGCAGAGAGGUUCCAGAUCGUGCCACACAUGGGAUAUCAGAGUGCUGAGACACUGAUUAUCACUAUGGGAAAAGACAGCCUGAGCCACGUCCACGUUGUUAGCCCAGGCUGUCAGCAGUGAGCGCUGAAUCCAACCGGUUACUGAGGUCACCAAGGACCAGCAGGGCUCCCCUUGCUCCGUCCCUUCCCCUUGAAAACAAGGAAACGGAAGCACCAAGCAGAAUAAGCCCAGCCAUACCUUGCCACUCACACAGCAGCAAUUGGAACCGCGGUCGUCUCCUUGCUGAGACAUGGUUGCUGAAGGCUCAGAGGAAGCUGAAGUUCCAGAGGCUCUCUCUGCAGGAACUUCCCCAGCCCUUGGAAAGAGCUGGCUUCCCUCUUCCUAAGACCGCCUCGAUCCUGGAAUCUCCUUUGGGACAGGAAUCCUGCAGAAAGUACCGACGAGUGCACACGCGAUGCUUCCGUCGGGCUCUCACAGGGUGAUCUGUUCCACAGAAGGCCCAGAGCUCAGUCUCUGCAUGCAGCACGCUCACCAGAGCACCAGCUCUGCUCACCAGCUGUGGCACAAACGCUCCCACCCCAGCAGUGGUUGUGACCUCAGCGAGUGCCCGCAUCGCCUCGGUGCUUUCAUCAUAAGCGAAGGAAAUGGACGCCUCCCAGCUCCACAUCUUAGGGUCACCCAAUGGGGUUAUCUGAAGAACAGGAAUGGAGAAGUGAAGACGACUCUUGUGCAGCCCAAUAAAAAACAGAAAAGACCAAUACGGCUUCACAGUGGUCAAUGGAGUCCCAGAGGAAUCACUGGAAACCAAUAGCAAUGCACGCCUGAAUGUCCCGGGGCUGGUGCAGGCCUGUCUGGCUGUGGCGUUAGGUUCGGGGACCGAUGUAGGCCUCUCAGGCUGUGGCUGUACCUUCAGGCCUCGGGGCCGGUAUAGGCCUCUUGGGCUGUGGAUUUAUAUUCAAAGCUGGUGCUGGCCUCUUGUGCCGUGGCUGUGGCUUUAGGCCCUUGGCCUGGUUCCAGCCUCUCUGGAUGUGGCUUUAGGCCCCGGGGCCAGUGCUGGCCUUUUGGGCUGUGGCUUUAGGCCCUGUGGUCGCUGGCAGCCUGUGUGGCUGUGGCUGUGGCCUCAGGCCUUGGGGCUGGUGCUGGUUUCUCAGACUGGGUCUGGGGCUUUAGGCCCUGGGGCCGGUGUAGGCCUCUCUGGCUGUGACUUCAGGCCCUUGGGCCGGUGCUGGCCUUGCUGGUUGGGGCUUCAGGUGCCGGCCUCUCUAAGUUUGGCUGUGGCUUUAAGCCCCUGCACUGAUUCAAGCCUUUCAAGCUGUGCCUUUAGUCCCCAGGGCCUUUUUUGGCCUGCCUGGCUGUGGCUUUGGCUUUAAGCCCCAUGGCCGGCGUCAGCCUCUCAGGCUGUGGCUUUAGGGCCUGGGCUCAGUGCUGGCCUCUUUUUUUGUGGCUUUAGACCCCAGAGCUGGUGCCAGUCUCUCAGGCUGUGCCUGUGGCUUCAGGCCCCAGGGUCCGUGCUGGUUUGUCUGGCUGUGGCUGUGGCUUUAGGCCCAAAGCUGGUAGUGGCCUCUCCAGCUGUGGCUGUAGUUCCAGGCCCCGAGGCCGGUGCCGGUUUCUCUGUCUGUGUUUUUAGGCCACAGGGCUGGUGCCGGCCUGUCUGGCUGUAGAUAUGGAUUCAGGCCCUGGGGCCAGUGUCCACCUCUGUGGCUGUGGCUUUAGGCCCUAGAUCUUGUGUCAGCCUAUGACAACGUGCAUUUGAAAAUGGUUCGUGUAAGGAAAUGAAAGCAAGAGAACACGGAGCUCUUCUGGGUAUUUCUAGAAUUGCGAAAGGGAUCGGAGAGCGUGCUCAGCCUUGGGUGGCUGGUUGUAUCCAGCAAUCCCUACCACAGUUGUAAACGUCACUAAAUCUUUGUUAUCCUGCUUGCCAGGAUUUGGAUGGGACAAGAAGCCAACGACUAUCAGUUUAGGGGAGGUAAUGAAUGUUAGCCGCUCCCCUUUCUUCUCCCCUUGCUACUUAGGUUACACAGUUCUUCUGUGCGAUGUGCCGGUGCAAUACCUCUGAGCAACCAUUUUGAUGGGUUCAGCAAUGCUUGGGGCAACAGGCUUUGGUCAUCCUCAGAUUUACAUGACGAGAGAGACUGAAAGAAAAAUAAAAUAGGAGGUAAUAGUCCUUUCUCUUCUUCUAGUCAGAAGACUAACCAAACCUUCCAUACUACGUCUUUUGCCUUGAUAGGGGUGUUCCUUGAACCUCACAGCUUUAGCACAGCACUUUCUGUUGAGAUUCCCGCCAACGGGGAAGUAUUAGUGCCAGUCCUCUGCCUCUUUUUGUUUCUGUUGUCUGGAUUUCAUUUAGUGGCCCACGAACAGAGGCAGGAUAGCCAAGCCCUGCAGGUGGAGGCAGGGACCAGGCUCAGGAGCAAGGGCAGAGUGGUUUCUUUGUUUCUAAAGGGAAUGGCAGUGUUUUCUGCAGGUGGAUUUGCCAGCGCAUUGCACCUGCACCGGUCUUCCCCUGCACAAAGGAGGAGCAGCUCAGCGAGCUUGGCCUGGGCCAUGGAAGGGAACAUCCAAACGUCCGGAGCAACCCCAAACGAGUUAGCUGUGGAGGCUGGUUGUUUUCUGCUGUUUGUCUCAUCCUUCUGGAAAGAAGCAGGAGGAGACAGAGCUCAGAUUUGAUCCCGCUGUGCGUGAUGGUUAAUGCCAAGGGACAGAAGUGUGUGCUUAGGCAGGGGAGAAGCUAGGAAAGCUGAGCAUCGUAGAGGAACGAGAUUAAAACAGAGCUCAUUCUACACAGCAGUUCAGCACGUUGCAGGGAUUUAUCUUCCCUUCAGGUCAAACUAAUACAUAAUCAGUAGUUGACAGGAAUUCAGAUACAUCUUCAUUACAUUCCCGAGAGCCCAUUAGCAUGCAGUCUCUCCCCCCCUUGCGCGGGCGUAGUAGGUCGUGAUGAUGAAGGCUUGCAGUCUUCCUCACAAAGGCUCGUAGUCUUCCUCGCUGCAAACUUCUGACCCUGAAGGGGGGGCAUCCCCCAAACCAGUUUCAACUUGCCCUGUAGACAUCUAAUCACCUCCCUGCCAAAUGUUUUUUCGAGCUGCUCUCCAGCCCUUAUCUCUAUGGCCUUCAUCCUCCUUGCUAUUCCAGACCCAGUGUCUGUGCAAGUGCUUGGAACCCCUUGUUUUCUAACACUCUCUACCUAAACUAUCUCUAUUUGCCCCUUGUUUCUACUUUGUGAAGCUGCUUUCCCCUUUCUUGCUGUGAGGCCCUUCUCUCUCGAACUGCAGGGUCCUGCUCUCUCUCUUCAAGAGCAGUCAGAAGAAAGACAAGUGAGAAUACAGGGACCAAAAAAAAAAGCAGAGAGGAGAGCAGAGGCAGCAGAAAGAGGAGUGAGGAUACAGAGAAGAAAGAGCAGUAGAAGAGGAGUGCAGAUGCAGAAUAAAGACAAGUCUGGCAACAGGAAACAAAAUCCAACAGAAGAGCAGUGCUGAUGCAGAGGGAAAAGGAGUGAGGAUGAUGCAGGGGAAUAAGAACAGGAGAAGAGUGAGAAUGCAGAGGAAAGAGCAGGGAGGAUAGAAAAGAAGGGAGAGCCUAAGAGGUGGGCAGAUGGAAAAAGAGUGAGGGAAGAAAGAAGAGCAGAAGAGUAGAGCCAAUGCAGAAGAAAGAGGAGUGAGGAAGCAGGGAAACAUACAGCAGAAGAGAAAAGCAGAUGCAGGUGAAAGAGCAGUGGUGAGAUGCAAUGGAAACCAUCAGAAGAGUGAGGAUACAAGGAGGAAAGAACAGCAGAAGAGGAGCACAGCUGCCCGAGAAUGAGCAGGGAGAAUACAGGGAAGAAAGAGGAGGAGGAGAGCCGAUGCAGAAGAAAAGAGAUGUCACGUUACAGGGAAGAAAAGCAGGGCAGACGAAGUACGGAGAGGAAGCAGGGGAAAAAAAACGCUGAAGAGCACGGAUAGUGAUGAAAGAGCAGUGAGGAUACACAGAGGAUAGAACAGCAGAAGAGAAGCAGAAGAGAAAAAACAGGAAAAGAGUGAGAAUGCAGACGGAAAAGCAGGGAGAAUACAGGGAAGAACCAAGAGCGUAAGAGAAGUGCAAAUGCAAAAGCAAGCGAGGCUACAGGGAAGAAAGGACAGCAGAAGGGGAGUGCAGGUGCAGAUCCCCCAAACACAGCACUCCCUGCCCGCUAGGGUUGCGGGUGCGACGCAGUCACCAUGAUGACGUCGAGGAUCAAUGCCGGGUAAUUCAGUGAGCGUUCCAACAAAGAAUCAAGGAAAAAACUGCCAGGCAAAGGAAAGAAACCUUCUGGCAACAGGUCUUCAACGUUACGCGUAGAGUCCUUUGGAACAGGAGUUGUUUCUGUGUCAACAACUUGAAGAUCAAUUCAGGCAACGGCUACUAAAGAAAAACGAGUCACAUAACAUGGAGAGCAAAGAAGAGAAGAGAGAGGAAACAGAGAGGUGCCAGCACUGCCACCCGGGGUGGGCAGCAGGCUGCUGGUGCCAGCGUCAUCAUGGGCGGCGGCCAGCACUGGCCACGCUGUCACCGCGUCGCCGUGGCGACGUUUGUGACACGGCCACCCGGGAGGGGUAUGAAGGCGGUGCACGCUGGUGGGUCCUGCAUCCUGAAGGAGCAUCUGGUAGAGAGCAGACGCACCUGAAGGGAUGAGCUCCGGCAUGGCUGGCGCCAACAAGGAGCAACCCGCUGGCACGAGGCGGAACAGGAUGAGCUUCUGCGAGGAUGGCCCCGCAGCGAGGCGUGCCUCCAUACCCACCUGCACCGACACCGAAGGUACACGGCUCCACAGCCACCACAGGAGCGCUGCUGCAGCCAAUCCUGGCACGCAGACGACACUUUCCAUCUGCCACCUCACUCCCGCCUGGCAGCGGGAGGGCUGCCGGGAAGCGGCAGGUGCAGAGUGUGACCUGCUUUUCCUUUGCCCUCCAGAGCGAGUUGCCGUCUGGGAUGCGGUGGCCGCCUACGUACAAGAGCACCUCCUGGUGCAGAAGGGGGUCUGGAUUCCCACCUUCGGAUCCUUUGACACCAUCUCCAGAGACAUCAGGACUGAGGACGGGACCGUGACUCUGCGGUGGCCCGUCUUUCACUUGUCUGGAAACCUCAUAGCCGUGCACCACCUCAAGCCCCGCAGGGAGUCCCUGCCAGCCCAUAGGAAGCUGGAGCCGCUCAAGAGCAGCGAGGUGGCCGCAGCUGCCUCUGUGACCUGGCAGACAGCGCAGGCUUGCAUCCAAAGCACCGUGUCCCUGCUCUCUGGCUGCCUGAAGAAUGGGGAGAACGUUGCCGUUGUCUUCAAGGACAUUGGAGUGCUCCACAUCGAUGGACUGACCUUCCACAUGAAAUUCUAUUACGACUUCCUUGAGAAGCUGUCAGGGAAAGAGAAGUUCAGGAAAGCUCUUCUCAAGGCCCCCUGGCUGCUGGACAUGGUGGUGUCCCGAGCGGCACCGGUGGCCUCCCUGGCACUCUCUGGCUGCCUCGUCGUCUUUCCCAAGUUUCAAAUGGAGUUUGUCCCCAAACCACCACCUGGGAUAUCCCGCAGGUCCUCAGGAGGCAUCCCUGCGGAGGGGAAACCAAAGGAAGAGGAGGCUUUGCCACCUCUCGCCCAGGGCAAGAAAGUGAGAUUUGCUGGCAAGCCAACCUUCAUCAAACGCUUGAGCUCGGACAGUCUAGAUGGAGGAAAACUCCGAAGGAUAAGGAGCUUACUGCGCAAGGAGAGCUCUACUUCCAGUCUGCUGCCAGCCAUCCCUGGAGUGCCUGAAGACCAAAAGCAGCCGCUGACCUGCCAGCUGCAGGGCCAGGCAGAAACAGACAGCCAAGAAGACCUGGGCCGAGCCCCGGGAACCAAACACGUGAGCUUCCGUGAGGAAGAACGGGAAGCGGAAAAAGCCCAUCGUGUGGCUGCGGUGCUGAAGUUGCCCAAAGCCAACGAAUCUUUCAGCAACGAUUCCAGACCUUCCUCAAGGGCUCAGUCCAGCCCGUCGCAGGCAUCGCAAGGCACUCCAUCCCGGCUUCCACUUCUGGCAUGCGACUCAGUCAGACUUCUGAGGCGCAGGGCUAAGAAGAGCAGGCAGAAAGAACCUGAGGAGAUGGAAGCAUCAACAUCUCAGGCUGAGGCCAGCCAGCCGCAGGAGUCCUCUGCUGACAGAGCUGGAUUUCUGCCACCGAUAAACGAAGAAACACAGUCUCCUCAGCGUCAGCCUCCAAACAGCAAAGCCCCACCGCGCAGGAAGGGCACACACUACCCACGCUGA
Gallus gallus (chicken) is the source of this 9308-nucleotide messenger RNA. Its product is annotated as coiled-coil domain-containing protein 81-like. NCBI's taxonomy places the organism in Eukaryota, Metazoa, Chordata, Aves, Galliformes, Phasianidae. Bases 7707 to 9308 code for a protein of 533 amino acids. The record is from RefSeq and is a predicted model, not a curated record. The transcript has 12 exons. Gene Ontology annotation, cellular component: centrosome.